AUGGAUUCUAUGUUCAUUAGAAAAAAUGCAAAUUGUUUUUUAUUAUUUGAAUUAAACGACAAAGAUUUAUCUCAAAUCAUUCAGUCGAUAAAUCACGGAAUGGACAGAGAUGCAUUUAAAAAGGUUUGUAAAGCUCAAUGGAAAAACCCAGAUGACUAUGGAUAUGUAUUUGUAAAUACUAGAAAACCUGCAGGUGAAAGAGUUAUAAUCGACGAUUGGAAUAAUAUUUUAAAAAGAAAUAGAGAAUAUGUCAAAGCUAAGAAUAACAUAAAGACCCAAGUUGAAAAUAACAAAUUACAACAACUUGGAUUAACGGAAAAUCUACAAACUCUAUUUCAACCCAUUUUAAAAUCUCAAGAGGGUAUUAAAAAGAGACUCAUCACUCCUAUAGAACCCAUAGCUCCUAUAGAACCUCCCAAAGCGAUUGAAUAUGAUGGUAUUAUAAUUAGGACAAUAGAUGAUAUAAAUCGUCUUUUUUCAAACCCUAAAGCAGAUUUACCAAAGAGUAUUACACCAAUCAUUGAUGAUGAGGGGUUAUUGUUUAAUGGAUUUAGAAUUAAAUUUAGGGCAAAUUCCCCUAUAUUCAAAAUCGACACAAAAAACUUAAUAUUUACAUUAACGACAGGAUUAAUAGAUUUAAUGAAUGGCGGAAGAUUUAAAACAGUUGAAACAUAUUUAAAUAAAGUUAUUCCUGAUGAAGAGGAAUCAGAUGAUUAUGCAGAAGAUUAUCCACCAAUCAUACAAGAAAUAGACGAAUUCGAAGAUAUGGUAUCUGGAGAAGGUAUAACGUUUUUAUCCGACAACAACGAAGAAUUGCUUAAUAGAUUACGACUAAUAUUAGCGGCAAUGAAGGAAGGCCAUCGAUCGCACAGACAAUAUAAUGAAGUAAAUUGUAUACUAAAAAGACUCCUAGAAAAAGGUAUCAUAGAUAAAAAUGAUUAUAAAAGCGUAAUAAAAAAUGUCAAAUAA
Molecule: messenger RNA, 969 nt
Organism: Lottia gigantea (owl limpet)
Lineage: Eukaryota; Metazoa; Mollusca; Gastropoda; Lottiidae
Exons: 2
Coding region: 1-969 (322 amino acids)
Source: RefSeq, a predicted model, not a curated record